Morus notabilis is the source of this 3115-nucleotide messenger RNA. Its product is annotated as probable disease resistance protein At4g27220. NCBI's taxonomy places the organism in Eukaryota, Viridiplantae, Streptophyta, Magnoliopsida, Rosales, Moraceae. The record is from RefSeq and is a predicted model, not a curated record. Bases 90 to 2726 code for a protein of 878 amino acids. Gene Ontology annotation, molecular function: protein binding; ADP binding. The transcript is spliced from 5 exons.
CUAUGGCUAAUUAAGAGAGUUGUGGUUGGUUUCGAUUCGGUGCAUGCCAAAGUUUCAGGGAGUUCAGGCGCCAUUCAGUCAGGCCCGGUAUGGAGCACAUAGGAAGUUUUCUGGGCUUGAACCAGCUUGAUGAAAAGGUGGAUACAUUGAAAAGAAAAGUUCAAGUAUUGAAAAGCAAAGAAGAUGACAUUAAAGAGGAACUGAAACAAUUAGAAUACAGCUCGCGCAGAAAGAAACCGAGGAAGGAAGUACAUAACUGGUUGGCAGAGGUUGAGAGGAUAAAGAAUCAAGUUCAACAACAAGAACGCGAAAUUCAGCAAAGAAGAUCAUGGUGCCCAAAUCCACAAUUGGGAAAUAGUGUGGACAGACUUAUAAUAGAAGCAACAGAACUUAUUGAGCAGAGCAAGUUUCCGAGAGGGCUCACACUUGAAGCAUAUGAAAAGGAAGGAGUUGCAUUGCUAACCAAAAGAUUGAUAGGAGAAAAGUUUGAGAAGAAUAAGAAUAUGAUUUGGGAUUGUUUAAUGGGCGGAGAGGACUCGAUUAUUGGCGUAUAUGGGAUGGGAGGGGUCGGAAAAACAACUCUGCUUACACAUAUUCACAACCAACUUCUCGAUCAUCAAAGUUUCAUGGUGUAUUGGGUUACUGUGUCACAGAAUUUCAGCAUUCGUAAAUUGCAACACGACGUUGCAAAAGCGAUGCGUUUCGAGAUAUCAGAAACAGAUGAUGAGAUGAAAAGAGCGGCAGAACUGGCAAGGGCCCUGAGCCGAAAGGAAAAAUUUAUACUCAUCCUAGAUGAUGUGUGGGAUAAUAUAUCCCUGGAGAAAGUGGGAAUUCGUGUUGGCAAUGAUGGAUGUAAGCUAGUUCUAACAACGCGGUCAUUGGAUGUGUGUCGAAUGAUUGAUUGCCAUAAGAAAAUAAAAGUGGAGCCUCUUUCUGAAGUAGAAGCUUGGACACUUUUCAUGGAGACACUUGGGAAACAGACUUUACUCUCUCGUCAAGCUGAAGGAAUUGCAAAGUCUCUGGUAGAAGAAUGUGACGGUUUGCCACUAGCGAUUAUCGUAAUGGCCGGAAGCAUGAGAGGAGUUGAUGACAUGCAUGAGUGGAGUAAUGCAUUGGAAGAAAUAAAAGAAGCAAAGUAUAGGAAUGAUGAGAUGGAAUUUUAUGGUGUAUUUUGUGUUUUGAAAUGUAGCUAUGACAGGUUAAAAGAUCAAAAAGUAAAAGAAUGUUUGUUAUAUUGCUCAUUAUUUCCAGAAGACGAGUUGAUUGAAAGAGAUGAUUUAAUAGAGUAUUUCAUCGAUGAGAAAUUGAUCGACGGAAUGGACAGUAGAGAAUCAAAGGUGCACAAGGGUCACACCAUAUUGAAUAAACUUGAAAAUGUUUGCUUGUUGGAAGGUCAAAUAAACGGAGUUGAGAAGAGGUGUGUGAAGAUGCAAGACUUGGUGAGGGACAUGGCCGUCAAAAUUGCGCGUGUGAGUCCUCAGUUCUUGGUACAAGCUGGAUUAGGUUUGAGAGAUCUUCCAAAUGAAGAAAAGUGGUCUGACAAUCUUGUGAGGGUCUCUUUCAUGCGUAAUCGUAUCAAACAUAUUCCUUUCGAUACAUGUCCUAGAUGUCCCCAACUCUCAACAUUGUUGCUUCGUGCAAAUCACUUACUGAAAAUCAUCUCAGACUCUUUUUUCGUCGAUAUGAGGAUGCUUAGCAUUCUUGAUCUAUCAGAUACCAGGAUAGAAAGUCUUCCGGAUUCAGUAUCUAACUUGACAAGUCUUGCUGCCUUGUUGCUUAGAUGGUGUCGAGAACUAAGAAGCGUGCCAAGUUUGGAACAUCUCACGGCUCUAAGGAGGCUUGACCUGAGACACACAAGAAUCAAGGAGGUACCCGAAGGCAUCGAGAAGUUAAUCAACUUGAGAUAUCUCAGUCUUAAGGGGUGUUGGAAUCUAAAGAUGAUACCCAAUGGGAUCUUGCCUCAACUUGCAGGUACAGAAUUCUUUGAAUCAAAUGAUUCAGUAGCACUAAAAGGAGGGGAAGUAGGGAGCUGGAGAAAGUUGGAAAGUUUUUACGGGCAAUUCGACAACCUUGAUGAUUUAAACACAUGUGUCAGCUCAUGGGAAGGGAGAGAACCCACCAAAUACACCAUUCUUGUGGCAUUUAAUGAAGCAUACGAUAAGGACAUUGAUGUCGGGGCCUUUUUCGGCAAGCAAGCACACUUGUUUCGUGUAGGUGCUGGUGACACAUCUGUACUCUUACCUACAAACAUUCAGUUCCUAACACUUAAACAUUGUCAUGGCGCGACGAGUUUAAGCCAUGUUGCAGUGUUGAGGAAGGCAACUGAUUUGAGAGUGUGCAAAAUUCGCUACUGUUAUAGCAUCAGACACGUCGUUUGCUCGUGUUGCUCAGAUCUUCAUUUUCCUCAAACACUUGAAAUACUAGUCCUUCAGGAGGUUCCCACGUUGACUGAUUUGAUUGAGAGAAGAGGGAGUAAUCCAGCAUCAUCAUCGAUAGUACUUCCAGCCAACACUUUUUCCUCUCUAAAGGAAUUGGAGAUAAAUGGGUGUCAUGAAUUGAAGACGUUGUUCACGCCUGCUCUACUGUCUCACUUCCGAAGUCUCGAAAGAUUGUCUGUCGUAAAUUGCAGACAGUUGGCGACAAUAAUUGGAGAAACAUUGGAUAAUGGAGACAAAGAUGAGGAAGUAAUAACGACAACCAUACUCACUCCCCCCAAGUUGAGCUGAUGAGGAUCACACUGCUUUGGGAUGAGCCACAUCCUCCCCCUUCUCUUCAAAAAAUCGAAGUACCAAAGAAGUGGUGGGAUGAGCUGUUGGCAUGGAAACAUCCCGAGACCAAGGAUGUCCUUCAUCCUUAUGUUGUUUACGGGUGAUAUAUCAGCGUGCAAAAAGCUCAGUUUGGGACACCAGAGCUUCAUAAGGUCCAUGAGAAUGAUAUCAUUUACAGCAGGCAGACUAUGAUUUGCUUUCUAUUUGCGCUUCUCUUGAAAUUUGCGUAUGACGUGAAAUGAUUCUGUGUUGCAAUGUAGUUAUAUUUCCUUGCUGUUAAUCAUGUUACGAUUGAAGACUGUAAUUUUGCAAGCACUAGUUGAGCCACAAUAACUUUAUAAGUUUGA